This is a messenger RNA of Oldenlandia corymbosa var. corymbosa, 773 nucleotides long. The record is from the annotation of a GenBank genome assembly. Lineage: Eukaryota; Viridiplantae; Streptophyta; Magnoliopsida; Gentianales; Rubiaceae.
AUCACAAAAACAAAACGUUAUUGAAUUCCUUAAUCUAUCGAUUCUGAUCCGACGAUAAGGAAGUCAAAUACUCGACAAUUCUUGUUGUUACAGUUUUAAUUCAAAUAUUUCAACAACGUUGUCUUGCACUCGAUUUUCUUAUCGAUCGAUUUAUUCAGAGUUCUUUUUCCAGGUAUUAACGUAUAUAUAGAGUAGAGGCAUAGAUGCAGCUAGCAUUAGCAAUGGAGAUUAUCACAGGGGCGAAAAUCCGUCUUCGGACCCGGAAAAAUAAGUACCUGACCGCCGGCAGCGACAAGGAAUCCGUCCGGCUUGAGCGCGACGGCUCGGCAAAGCAAGCCGUUUGGACCGUUGAGUUUGUGGACGGCAAGAGUUCGAUUCGGAUCAAAAGCAUUUACGGCAAAUAUCUGACGGCCACGAACGAGCCGUUAAUCCCCAAGGCGAAAGGCCAUAAAGUUCUCCAAACGUUGCCGGAAAGAUUGAAUUCGUCGACGGAAUGGGAGAUGGAAAGCGAUGAUACGUUUGGGAAGGACAAAUUGUUAAGGUUCAAAACGCAUUACGGUCAAUAUUUACGGCCUUACGGAGGGUUACCCCCGUUUCGAAACAAGGUCGGUCACGACGUUCCUUGCCGUACUCAAACGGAGGAUAAGAUUCAGUGGGAAUUGGAGAUAUUGGAGACCGGCGAUCGUUGAUUCUUCCGGCACCGGAAAAGUUUCCGAUGGAACAAACCGAUCGUACGUGUUACUAUAUAACAAUUGUACUUAUUAAUCGACGGG